GUCGUUACCGUCUCCAAGAGGAUAUCUUUCAACGACGUGAAGAAUUAAUAUUAUGUGUAAUGUAUUUCAUUUUUUAAAAAUUGCCAGACAGAUUGGUACAGACUUUGAUCUGCAAAAAAAUACUGCAUAUCAAUGCGUGAGUCAUGCAUUGGACAGCUAUGCGGAAUAUACAUCUGGCAGUCCAGUGGGUAGAGUUUAAAUGGAUAGCUUCUAGAAUAUCACCUCCAAUGCCCAUACCAUGUUUAUUCUGUCUCUAUAUAGUCUAUCUAGCACAUGCAAGUCAAAUCAUAGCUAUAAAUUUCAAUAUCGUCGCAGUUGAUGCUAAGCCACCCUAUGAGCUGGGUGCUUGGCAGUCCGUUUUGACUGACGCUUGGACGACUAUCAAAGAUCGCAAUCAAGAGGAUGUAGCACAUUGGAAUGGUUUCCAAUUGCAUGAUGUGCGAAAGAGCUAAAUUUGAACUUAACUCUGAGGGAGGUUGCUCCAAUGAACCAAGGGCCUUAGCCCGUGUUCGCCCUUGCAUGGAUCAUGAUGGGUGCAUGUCUGUGAAGAG
Molecule: messenger RNA, 551 nt
Organism: Aspergillus wentii DTO 134E9
Lineage: Eukaryota; Fungi; Ascomycota; Eurotiomycetes; Eurotiales; Aspergillaceae
Exons: 1
Coding region: 144-452 (102 amino acids)
Source: RefSeq, a predicted model, not a curated record